UCCGUCAAGCAUAAAUGCAGCGAUGUAAUAUUAGCCUUUUGUGUAAAUAAUAAUCUACUACUUGUAGAUAUAGGCUACGAAACCCCUCUUUCAUCUUCACUGUUUAAAUCUCUCAAACAAACCCUAGCUGUUAAAUCCAAGAUUCUUGAAGCUACCGUCUUUGCCAUUUAAUUAAGGUGAUAUUGGGAAGUGACUUUGGAUGACUUGUGGUCCAGCAUGACGAUUACGAAAGUGUAUCGCUGUGUACAUUCGUCUACCUGUGUCUGCACGAAAGGACAUAUAAGUGAAGAAGUUAUUUUCUUACUACUACAGCAUUUGAAUUGGAAUCCUAAGAUAAUUGCAAGUCUUUCUCGUGUAUGCAAAUGGUUCGAUGAUCUUGCUAAAAGAGUGCUCUGGAAGGAAUUUUGCCGGACAAGAGCUCCCAAAAUGAUGCUUGAUUUGCAAUCUAGUGGGAGUCACAGUAUUGAUGGGAACUGGAGGGCACUAGGGAAAUUGCUUAUAUAUUGCUCAGGAUGUACUAAGGGUGGAUUGUUCAAUAGCACUCAUAUACCUGGCCACUUUGCGUACAGAACUCGGUUCUCUCGGACCUCAGGAAAAAGUUUUCUCUUACCUCAAUGCAGAUCAGAUAUUUUGUAUGUUUCAGACCCCUGUGAACAUCUUGACCAAGGGGAAGAGGGAGAUGUGGGGUUUUUCAGGGGCGUGUUUAAGUCGUUUGGAGUAUCAAAAGUUCGGAAAAUGCUGAUCGGUAGAGGGGCUAAACUUCAUCCUACGGAAGUGUGUCCAUAUUGCAAGGCAAAGCUCUGGAGCAUGCUGCAAGCGAAGAUGAUACCACAAAGUGCUAGCUGCAGGUUAGGGGCUUACGAUGAUGCAAUUGAGUAUUAUGUGUGUCUCAAUGGACAUGUUCUUGGAAUUUGCACACUUUUGCCAUUGUCUGAUUCAGAAGAGGCAUCUGAGUUGGAGUAAUUACUCAGUGGAAGCAGAAUAUAUUGCUGCUCUUUGUAGGUAUAACCGUUUAAAGAAAUUCAAGCUUUUAUUUGUUUGUUGUCGGAGGAUUUCUGCAAGCAGGGAAGACAAAGUUGCCUUGUAUUGAACUUAAAAGCCUACACUGUAAGUCUGUAACGGUCACAGAUGCUAUAUAUUUACAGCAAGUAUGCUGUUUUCAGUUCUUUUCACCUGUUGCUGGCCGUGGGAUUUUUGAAGAUUUAGCUAAUCUUUUGGUUUCA
Molecule: messenger RNA, 1223 nt
Organism: Daucus carota subsp. sativus
Lineage: Eukaryota; Viridiplantae; Streptophyta; Magnoliopsida; Apiales; Apiaceae
Product: EID1-like F-box protein 2
Exons: 4
Coding region: 217-963 (248 amino acids)
Molecular function (GO): protein binding
Source: RefSeq, a predicted model, not a curated record